AUGAACACGGCGGCGCUGGUGAAGCGACAGCGGCGACCGGUGACGUAUUCGCUUCCGCAGCCCGAGUACGCGAACAAGCACGUCGGUGGGGUGAACGCGGUGGACUUGGGAGGAGAGGGAUCCGAUAGCAUAUUCACCGGUGGGCGCGAUGGGACGGUUCGGAUGUGGGAUCUGUCGGCGGGGAUGCCAGCGUGCGCGCGGCGGUUUGAAGGUCACGGCGGGUGGGUGAACGACGUCGCGAGAGUGUCGAGCACACAUUUGGCGAGCGCUUCUAGCGAUCACACCGUGCGGCUGUGGGAUAUAAGUGAAGGAUCGAUGUCGUCGUCUUGCGCGGUGGCUUUGCAGGGACACACAGAUUACGUCAUGGCGUUGGCGUGCGCGUCGGAACGCUUGGAAGGAAAGUUUGCUUCGGGCGGGCUCAAUCGCGAGAUUUUCUUGUGGGACAUCGAGCGAUGUCUCGCGAUCAAUGCCGCGCCGUCGUAUCUAAGCGUGAAGAAUGAUGGAUGCGUCACCGCGCUGGGGGGCUCGAAGGAGUCCAUCUACGCUUUGGGUAUGGAUGGGACUGGAAACUUGCUCGUCUCCGGCGGUACCGAGCUCGCGCUUCGCGUGUGGGACACGCGGAGCGCUCAAAAGGAAGGCAAACUCAAGGGACACACAGACAAUGUUCGAGCAAUCGUCGUCGACACGGAUGGUAAAAAGUGCGUCACAGCGUCGAGCGAUAGAACGAUUCGUGUUUGGGACAUUGGCGAGCAGCGAUGCGUGCAGACGUUUGCGGGCAUGCACACCGGGUCAAUUUGGGCGCUCGCGUGCAACCGCGAUUUCACUCGUGUAUACUCGGGAGGUAUCGAUGCCCGGAUAUGCGUCACGUCGUUGCGUGAUAGGAAAAGUAGUUUAGUCGCGAACGAAUCGGCGGCUAUUUUAAAGCUGCGCCUAGACGAGUCAACGCGCGCGAGCGGUUUCGCCGCGCACUCGUCGGACGGCGACUUGUGGACCGCCACUGCGUCGCGGUCGAUCAAGCGCUGGCCGACGAUCAUCCCGGGCGAAGAUGGCUCAUCAGCGAACGUAGAAGACUCUCAUGGAACGCCGACGAGCACCUCGUUCUCGCUGCCGUCGAUGGAGAUUAUCGGUGUGAGCCCGAUCGUUCGUCACAGCGUGCUGAAGAACAAGAUGGAGGUGUUGACGCAAGACUCCAUGGGUGCCAUCGCGCUGUGGGACGUGUCGCGAUCGACCCCAAUACGCACGUUCGACGGCGUCACCGAUGGAUCAGACUUCGAAAUUUUACUCGAAAAUGAAAGUUUGAAUCCAGAUGUCGUCGUUCCAUCGUGGUUUACCUGCAACACUCGUAGUGGUUCGCUCGCCAUCACGCUCUCGCCAAGUUCGGCGUUCAACGCCGAGGCGUACGCGAGCGAUCUGGGUAUCGCUGACGCCGCGCCGGACGAGCGAAGAAAUUUAGGUGUCGAAAUCAUUCGACUAUUGAUGGAUGAGUGGGUAGAAAAAUUUACGUCGUCGAAACCUCCGCGAUCAACGAAACGGGCGUUCGCCGAGCCGCUCCCGAGCGAGUGUGCGGUUUCGUUCGCGCACCCCAUCGACGACAGCGGUCGCGUGUGCGUCAAGAUUCGCGAAGACUUCUCGGGCACACCCACCGAGCGUGAGUUGCUUCCCAAAUGGUUCGCCGAUCACGCCCUGAAUCAAGCGCCCGAGCCGGAAUCUCCAAAGAUCAGUUUCCGCCUCGCCCCUCGCGCAGGCUCGGGUCUCGCUGAAAUUUCCCCCGCGAGCGUCUCGGCGCCCAAGAUUCUCGGCGCUCAGAAGAUUCGCGAAUACAUCGCACAGAAGUUAGACGAAACAGAUGGCGGAACGAGCACCGAUGCCAGCGCGCUCGCGCUCUGGUGCGCCGGCCAACCCGUGCCGUCGUCGGCCACGCUCGCCGCCGCGCUCGCGCGCGUCUGGAAAAAAUCGCCCCCGAUCGAGCUCGAGUACUCCAACUAGCCGCGAUCGCAACGUUCAUCGU
Ostreococcus lucimarinus CCE9901 is the source of this 2008-nucleotide messenger RNA. RefSeq lists its product with no specific name. Gene Ontology annotation, biological process: protein deubiquitination; double-strand break repair via homologous recombination. The record is from RefSeq and is a predicted model, not a curated record. The transcript is spliced from 2 exons. Gene Ontology annotation, molecular function: ubiquitin binding. The coding region runs from base 1 to 1986 and encodes 661 amino acids. NCBI's taxonomy places the organism in Eukaryota, Viridiplantae, Chlorophyta, Mamiellophyceae, Mamiellales, Bathycoccaceae.